GUCAGAGAACAUGAUUCAGUCAUUGGACCCCGGGGGCAGGCAAACCAGACCACAGUCCACGACUCCACACCCCCUCCCCUCAAAUUCUCUCUCUCUCUCCAACCCCUCAUAUAUGUGCAGACCUUUUUGAACAAGUGAUAGCGAUACCCAUUUGAUUUCUCAAGGCAAAAUGAGACCAAAGAUCUAUCUUUUUGGAGACUCCAUCACUGAAAUGUCCUUUGGCGAUGGUGGCUGGGGUGCUUCCCUUACUCACCACUUCUCUCGUGCGGUUGAUGUAGUGUUGAGAGGGUAUAGUGGGUACAAUACGAGGUGGGCUUUGAGGGUGUUGGACAAGGUGUUUCCGGCGGAGAUAGACGUCGGCAACGCCGGUGAACCGCUGGCUGUGACUGUGUUCUUUGGUGCAAACGACGCGUGCCUUCCCGAUAGAUGCUCUGCCUUCCAACACGUUCCUCUUGAUGAGUAUGAGCAUAACCUCCGCUCCAUUGUCUCCUUUCUCAAGAUGCGAUGGCCUACAACUCAUGUUCUCCUCAUCACUCCUCCUCCAAUUGAUGAAGCUGGGCGCCUUCUAUAUCCUUAUUUUGACAAUACAUCGGGUCUGCCAGAGAGGACGAAUGAAGCUGCUGGUGCUUAUGCCAAAGCAUGUAUUGCUGUUGCUAGAGAACUUGGAAUCCCCGUGGUGGAUCUGUGGACCAAAAUGCAGCGGUUUCCUGACUGGCAAAAAUCUUUCUUAGGGGAUGGCUUGCACCUCACUUUGGAUGGCAAUAGAAUCGUUUUUGAGGAAGUCAUCAACAUACUGACGAGGGAAGGCUUGAGUUUGGAAACUCUACCGGUUGAUCUCCCACACAUAAAAGAGAUUGAUCCUAUUGAUCCUCUUAAGGCUUUUAAAAUUUAGAAAACAUAGCAUCUCAAUAUUUUGGUGUUAUUUUCCUGUUAUGCCAGUUACAAAAUUGGUUAAGUUUGCGUCGUCAUAUGUGUAAAUGUUCUGAAUACAGUUCUUUGAUACUGCUCGAGUGACAUUGUUGUUCAUUUUAUCUCUUUCAAGUUCCUCUUUAGGCAUAUUACGACCUGCUUUAAUGGCUAUGGAACCCAACAAAAUGGAUGUAUAUGUGGUUGCCUUUCCUCUUGUUUUUUUUUUGAGUUUUGGAGUUUGUGACUCAUGGAAG
Molecule: messenger RNA, 1163 nt
Organism: Ilex paraguariensis (yerba mate)
Lineage: Eukaryota; Viridiplantae; Streptophyta; Magnoliopsida; Aquifoliales; Aquifoliaceae
Source: the annotation of a GenBank genome assembly